AAUUAGGGGAAGGAAGAGACGUCUCUUGUUGGACACGUGUUGAUAGGAAAAGAAAACGGUGCUUUCCUCGACGAAGCAAACUCGUCUUCUUCCUCGUCGGACCACUGAAGCUCAUCAUCGGUUUCCUCUUCUUCUAUGUCGCUAACGGCGUCAAUUUUGCAACUAGGUUCGUCCCUGAUUUCUGCAAAAGUGAGGAGGAGGCGUCCGUCUUGGCGCUUGGCGGAGAAGUUGUUGUGCGACGGCACAGAGACAGCCUCGAGAACUAGUCGGCCGUUUUCAUCUCAAUCUCUUUCGCAUCAAAGAGAUGAAUGUUGCUUUUGGAGGUGUGGAGCAUGUGAGUCAGCAGCCUCCGCGUCAACCUGACCAGACAGGAAUCUUAAGUGCUCUUGCUCUCCCUGGUAUUGGGUUCUUUUCCCAUACGAAGAAGAGUGUUAAAUAUUUUAACUGGGAAAAUCCGGAGUUGGCUCCAUGUGGAGUCAUAAACUGUGGAAACAAUUGUUUUGCGAAUGUGAUUCUACAAUUUCUAUCAUGGACACGUCCUCUUGUUGCUUACCUACUAGAGAGAGGCCAAAUGAAUGAAUGUGUGCGCGACGAUUGGUGCUUCUUCUGUAAAUUUGAAACCCAUGUCGAGAGAGCAAGCCAAAGCCGAUUCUCUUUUUCACCGAGAAUGCUUUUGUUAAUUCCCAUGCAAAAGGAUAAGCUGAGAAUCCCAAAAAUAUCCUAUCCUUCUUCCACGUGUAGAUAA
This is a messenger RNA of Brassica oleracea var. oleracea, 745 nucleotides long. RefSeq names its product ubiquitin carboxyl-terminal hydrolase 18-like. The transcript is spliced from 6 exons. Gene Ontology annotation, biological process: protein deubiquitination. The record is from RefSeq and is a predicted model, not a curated record. Bases 305 to 745 code for a protein of 146 amino acids. Gene Ontology annotation, molecular function: cysteine-type deubiquitinase activity. Lineage: Eukaryota; Viridiplantae; Streptophyta; Magnoliopsida; Brassicales; Brassicaceae.